GAAAUAGUACUGUAUGAAAUAUCGUGGUAUUUAGAAAUCGAUAAUUAGAAAUAUUUUACUUAUCCUUUUUAGGUAGAAGGAAAUUAAGUCUGUACACAAAACUUGUAGCUUAUGAAAAAAACAUAUAUUCAACUUCAAUAGAAGAAAUAAAAAAAAACUUUAUUCAAUAGGACAAUAUACCUCUUCUCUUUCUCUGAAAUUGAAUUUUUCUUAGAUAACGCAACUUAAAUAAUGACCACUUUUGCGUCCACUGCACUAACACUCAGAAACCAUGAUCAGGUCUCAUUCAUCAACGCCACCAAAAAUCUUUCUCCGAUUAGUUCUUAUCAGGAAAUCAAAAAACCAUUGUUAUUUGUUAACAAUCUCUUUUUCAAGAACCUGACUUAGUUGCCGAUAUGUCUUUGAUCACUAAAACAUGACCUCAGUUCUAAUAUUAGUCACUUAAAAAGAGGGCCUAUUUUAAAGCAAUAAGUAGUUUGUAUUAGAAUACAAUCUUGUGUGUUUGGUCUCUGAUUGUAUAUGUAUGACCGUCCUAUUAAAUAUCUUUCUUCAACCACACACAAAUCUCUUAUCUCAUCAUUGUCUAUGUCAAAUUCAUGACUUUAUAUUAUCAGGGAUGUUCACUUGUAAUAAUUUAAUAAAAUGGACAUAUCAGACUAAUCAAAAGAACAAAAACAAUUGAGUAUUGGAAGGGGAAGGGGCAACCCACCAAAGUACAACUUAGCUCGCAUACACUUCAAUUACGUGCAACAAGAAAUAUAUAAUAUUUUAAAUAACCCUUGUAAGCAAAAUUUCAAAAUCAUAUAUACAUUACCAUCAUUAGACCAAAUUAAACGGUUCAGAUUGAUUGGCCAGUAAGUAUUAUCAGGUCAACUGGGCUAGGCAAACUAACUAUGCAAGACCAAGUCCAAAUUGUAUUACAAUGACCCUUUCGAUAGUUUCAACUUUCACCAUACAUUGCCGUAUCAGCCAGCUAAAUCCAAACACAAAAAUAUAUUAUAAACAAAAGGAGAGAGAUUCCGUUGUUAUCUUUUUGUGCUUUUCCUAUAUGCCGAAUGGCACAAAGCAUCAACCAAUCCAAUAGGCAAUAUAUACCAAACUUGUCUUAGAGUGCAACAAACAAGGAGGAUAAGAAAAAACAAUGCAGACCCUUAAUGAGGCCUCACAAACAGACUCUCAAUGUUGUUGCAGCUGCACAACCCCAUUUUUCAACUCACCAACAUCACUACACAACACAACAUCAAAAAUCAGGAACAGUUCUGCCGAGUGGCGCCACAGCUUCGCGGUUACAACAACAUCCUCUAUAUUCCCAAACACUCAAUUCACCAACCAUGAGUCUCUUCCAUCACUUCAUGAAUCAUUCAAUGAGUUCACCAAAGUGUACCCUCAGUAUUCUGAGACUGAACAAGUUGACCAUGUUAGAGCCAAGCACUAUUUCCACCUCUCACUCUCCAACCAAACUUGCCUUGAUUACAUUGGCAUUGGCCUCUUCUCCUACUCUCAACUUGAACACCAUGAAACAUCAAAAAGCCAAGUACCCUCAUCUUCAAUUCCUCAAACACCCCAAUUACCACCACCUAAUUACUCAGAUAUUCCAUUCUUUAGCUUAUCUUGCAAGACUGGGAGUCUAAAGACUUUGUUGCUUCAUGGUGGGCAAGACUCAGAAUUUGAGGCUGCAAUGAGGAAGAGAAUCAUGUGUUUCCUUAACAUAUCUGAAAAUGAUUACUUCAUGGUUUUCACAGCCAACAGAACCUCAGCUUUCAAACUUGUGGCAGAUUCAUACCAAUUCCAAACUAGUAGGAGGCUUUUGACAGUUUAUGACUACGAGAGUGAGGCGGUGGAAGCGAUGAUUAGUUCCUCAAAGAAGAGAGGAGCCAGGGCCAUUUCAGCUGAGUUCUCAUGGCCAAGGCUGAGGAUUCAGACUACAAAGUUGAGGAAGAUGAUUGAGCGUAAGAGAAAGAAGAAGAAGAGAAAGGGUCUAUUUGUUUUGCCACUUAGUUCAAGAGUGACAGGAGCAAGAUAUCCUUAUCUUUGGAUGAGCAUAGCACAGGAGAAUGGAUGGCAUGUAUUGGUUGAUGCAUGUGCAUUGGGGCCAAAAGACAUGGACUGUUUUGGCCUCUCUCUCUUUCAACCAGACUUUCUUAUUUGCUCUUUCUAUAAGGUCUUUGGGGAAAACCCUUCUGGAUUUGGAUGCCUUUUCAUCAAGAAAUCCGCUAUUUCCAGCUUGGAAUCUUCCUCUUCUGCAGGAAUUGUCAACCUUGUACCAGAAAAGCAGCCUCAUCAAUUAUCAGAUGAUUCUUCUGGCACUGACUUAGAAAUUAAAAACAAAUCAUUACCAACAUGCCUACAUGAAGAGAAACCAUUUCCUUUGUCAUCUUUCUCAGGUCCAAUGCAAACUAAACAAUCUGAAACUGUUGAAGAAGGAGAACCACCUGACUCAAAACUAAAAGCUCCUCAAUGUUCUGAAAUUGAGGAGGUACAACAAGAGCCAGUUCAGACUCCUAAGACAAGCAAUGUCCAAGAAAGUGACAUUCAAUUUAGGUGCUUAGACCAAGUGGAUUCUUUAGGAUUGAUUCUCAUCACUAACAGGUCAAGGUACCUGAUAAACUGGCUGGUGAACUCAAUGUUGAAGCUUAAGCAUCCCAACACACAAGGGGUUCCUUUGGUCAAGGUUUAUGGUCCAAAGGUGAAAUUUGAUAGAGGGCCUGCUUUGGCAUUCAAUAUAUUUGAUUGGAAAGGUGAAAGGGUUGAGCCUGCUCUUGUCCAGAAACUUGCUGAUAGGAGCAACAUAUCUAUCAGCUAUGCAUUUCUGCAUCAUAUUUGGUUUGCAGAUAAGUAUGCAGAAGAGAAAGGAAGAGUCCUACAUACCAAAGUGGUUGGAGACCAAGAAGUGGUGACAACAACCAACAAGAAGAAAGAUAGUGUUGGAAUCAGUGUGGUUACUGCUGCAUUAGGCUUCCUGGCUAAUUUUGAAGAUGUCUAUAAGCUUUGGGCUUUUGUUGCAAGGUUCCUUGAUGCUGACUUUGUGGAGAAGGAGAGGUGGAGGUACAUUGCUAUCAAUCAGAAAACAGUCGAAGUUUAGUUUAUUCCAUUGAGUUUCAUUUAUUCUUAUGGAUUGUAAGUCAUGGAAGAAUCCAUGAAGUGUGAAUUCUGCUGAAAAUUUAAUGUAAAUGCAAAUAUGAUUCUCGAAAGAAACAAGGAUUACUUACCCUAUUCAUUCAUUUGUAUGAUGGAUUCAAAAACUAUGGAAUUCAUUAUGUCAAAUAUACUUUGUUGCCUGUGUUGUAUUCUUC
Messenger RNA from Glycine soja, 3293 nucleotides. RefSeq lists its product as uncharacterized. The record is from RefSeq and is a predicted model, not a curated record. The coding region runs from base 1142 to 3082 and encodes 646 amino acids. The transcript has a single exon. Lineage: Eukaryota; Viridiplantae; Streptophyta; Magnoliopsida; Fabales; Fabaceae.